Molecule: messenger RNA, 531 nt
Organism: Aphanomyces astaci
Lineage: Eukaryota; Oomycota; Saprolegniomycetes; Saprolegniales; Verrucalvaceae
Exons: 2
Coding region: 1-531 (176 amino acids)
Source: RefSeq, a predicted model, not a curated record
AUGGUCAACCCGACUUACCCGCCCGAGUCCAAGGCUGAACCCUUGUCUGCGGCCGCGGCGGCUAGCUUUCAAGCACGCGACGGUACCUCGAAAUCGUUCGCCUCGGUACUGCUCCCCGAGACUCGGACGAUUUCUGUUGCGUUUCCAGCGUCCACAUUGCAGUUGACCGGUCUUGUCGGCCUGACCGCAGCAUUGGACCAUAUGCAAACCAGUUACAUGCACCACCCAGCCACUUCACAAUGCACCAUCCCCGCCUCCCCCAAAAGCUUCGCCAGUAGCAUCCUCCCCGAUGGCUCUGGCAGGCCCCCGCUGCGUCUUGUAGCACCUUCCACGCAGUCGUCGCCUUGCAAAAUAGUGACGACGACUCACCCCACAAUCCAGUGGGAAUGGCUAGCCCAUUCACUGGAAACACAUCCGUCUGCCUGGUCUUCCCUCGCCGCGACGAGCCACGCCGCCCGCGCCGCCACCGACGCCAUCCAGACCAUCCUUGUCGCCAUGCUGUACAUGGCAAGUGCUUUGGGCUCACCCUAG